UGCUUAGGGGCAGAACCAAAACCCCCACUUUGUAGUGAAGAUGGGAAAAAUGGGGUCUUCCAUGGCCUCCCUCAUUCUCGCUGCUUUAAUAGCAAUAGUCUCUCUUAGCUUGCCAUCUGAAACUUCUGCACAUAAUUAUCCAUACCCAUCCCCACCUCCUAUCUAUCCACACCAUCCACCUCCCCAUCCGCCACACCAUCCGCUUCCGCCGCACCAUCCCCUCCCCCCCCACCAUCCGCUUCCGCCGCACCAUCCCCUCCCCCCCCACCAUCCGCUUCCGCCGCACCAUCCCCUCCCACCCCAUCAUCCGCUUCCGCCGCACCAUCCCCUUCCGCCCCACCAUCCACUUCCCCCUCUCUAUCCACAUCCGCCACACCAUCCCCAUCCCCCUCACCAUCCACAUCCGCCACACCAUCCACAUCCGCCACACCAUCCAGUACCACCAUACAAGUACAAAUCUCCUCCCCCUCCCCCUUACAAGUACAAGUCUCCUCCCCCUCCCCCUUACAAGUACAAGUCUCCUCCCCCUCCCCCUUACAAGUAUAAGUCUCCUCCCCCUCCACCUUACAUUUACAAGUCUCCUCCCCCUCCACCUUACAUUUACAAGUCUCCUCCACCUCCACCUCCCAAGCCCCACCCCUACCAUCCACCACCUUACAAGUACAAGUCUCCUCCACCUCCACCUUACAUUUACAAGUCUCCUCCCCCUCCACCUUACAAGUACAAGUCUCCUCCACCUCCACCUUACAUUUACAAGUCUCCUCCACCUCCACCUCCCAAGCCCCAUCCCUACCAUCCACCACCUUACAAGUACAAGUCUCCUCCACCUCCACCUUACAUUUACAAGUCUCCUCCCCCUCCACCUUACAUUUACAAGUCUCCUCCACCUCCACCUCCCAAGCCCCACCACCACCACCACCACCACCACCACCACCACCACCAUCUACCACCUUACAUUUACAAGUCUCCUCCCCCUCCACCUUACAAGUACAAGUCUCCUCCCCCUCCACCUUACAUUUACAAGUCUCCUCCCCCUCCACCUCCCAAGCCCCACCACCACCACCACCACCCACCACCUUACAAGUACAAGUCUCCUCCACCUCCUCCUCCAGCUCCCAAGCCGCAUCCGCACCCGUACAUCUAUGCAUCACCGCCUCCUCCGUACCACUACUAGAGAAUGUCUCUGAUAACAUCAUGGAAAGCAAAAGAAUUUAAUUGCCAAAAUAAAGAAAGGUUUGGUAUACAAAGAAGGACGUCGUCGAGUUUCUGACUUUGAUGUAUUAAUGCUCAUUUUGUGCUGUUGGCCGGGUUCACCUUGUUCAUGUUGUUCAGUGUAGUAAGGAGUGAUCCAUCUAAUAUCUAUGCCUAUAAUUAUGUCUAUCUAGUUGGGAGUUUCGACCUUUAAGCUAAUGCAGAGGUUGACGUUAAGAAAUAAAAUAAGCACGUUUCUGGAA
Messenger RNA from Carya illinoinensis, 1454 nucleotides. Its product is annotated as extensin-like. Lineage: Eukaryota; Viridiplantae; Streptophyta; Magnoliopsida; Fagales; Juglandaceae. The transcript has 2 exons. The record is from RefSeq and is a predicted model, not a curated record. Bases 41 to 1174 code for a protein of 377 amino acids.